Messenger RNA from Carya illinoinensis, 507 nucleotides. RefSeq names its product protein RKD5-like. The annotation marks the transcript as partial. The record is from RefSeq and is a predicted model, not a curated record. Gene Ontology annotation, molecular function: DNA-binding transcription factor activity. Lineage: Eukaryota; Viridiplantae; Streptophyta; Magnoliopsida; Fagales; Juglandaceae. The transcript is spliced from 2 exons.
CUUCAGAAUUUUACUGAAUUCUUCAGAUUUGAUAUCUUAAAGAUAGGAUGGAAGAGUGCAGGUAUUGUAGACAAUAAGAAAAAGAGGGCAGCCAGUGAACAUAUUGUAAGCAUUGCUCUAUCAGAUCUAGCCAAGUAUUUUGAUCUUCCAAUCACAAAAGGUUCAAGAAAUUUGAAAGUUAGACUUACAGUUCUCAAGAAGAAAUGUAGAGAAUUAGGUAUUCCUCGUUGGCCACAUAGGAAGAUCAAAUCCCUUGAUGGUCUCAUUCAAGAUCUUCAGACCUAUGAAGAGGCAAAACGCCAACAGCAGGAGAAUGAGGUAGCUGCCAUGGUAGUGGCAAAAAGGAGAAGGAUGUUGGAGAGCGAAAAAGAAAAUAUAGAGAGAAAACCCUUCAUGGAGUUGGACACUGAGACCAAAAGAUUCCGGCGAGAUGUUUUCAAGAGAAAGCAUAGAGCUAGAGCUCUUAGAAACCAUGGCCUAUCAAUGUCAAACAAUCAGUUGAUAUAA